AUGGAGCUGCAGUGCGCUAACUGUAGAACGGGUAGUCAUUUAAGAAAAGAGUGUGUGACAUUGUCGGAUUCUGUGUGUGGAUGCGUGUGUGCAGGGAGGACGAUUAAGGUCGAGUGCUUUAUGGAUCCUUACCUCAGCGUAAGCUGCGAAAUCAGCAGCUUAUAUGUUUGUCGACGCCGUGCGCGCAGAAUCUCACGGUGACGCCCGUGGACAAUAUGGAUCCCGUUGCCCUACCGCCAUCACUCGCCAGAUUCGACCUGAAAUGCGUAUGAUGGCCACGAAAUGCGUAUGAAAUGCGUUGAGUCGGUUUGUGUCUUGUCAUUCAUCAGGUCUCAGCCAUCGUCAAGAGCGAAGAGAUCCUUCGCAAUGUCAGCCCUACCCAGAUAGCACCCAAUCUAAGAGAAGGGAAUCUUGCGCACGUGACUGUGCAUCAGUGUCCGGAUUUCUAUGCCCAUGAUGAUGUGAGCAACUUCGUUGCUCUAGACGAAGUUGCUCUAGAGGUUGACUUGUCAAGUGAGACGAAGUACUUGUUUUCCCGCUUUGACAAUUCCUUACUCACCGACAAAUUCUAUACGUGCCUCAAAAUACUCAGGUACGGACAAUACAGUGGAAGACAGAAACAGUACAUUUACUGGGACUGUGUGUGUGUGUGUGUGUGUUGUGAAUAGGAUGAGUGCUGAGCUGCAUGCGCGUAGACCAGCGAGUGCUGAUGUAAAUACGCGUACACGCACUCGGAGCGGUGGCGAGUGUUCUGUAAUGUGAUUUACUUCUGUAUGUCAGUCAUUUUCGUACCUAGAGCGAUUUAAUCCUAGUGGACGGCCUGCUGCCCUGUGUUGUACUGAACAGGCGUGUAACACAUGUGCACUUUUCUCGUGAGAUACAUGCCGACGCUGCACAUAGGCGGGAUGUUGUGUUAUAUCAGAGUUAGGUCAUUUUCCAUAUGCGUUCCUCCAUAUGUGUUUCUACGCCAGCUCUCACAAAUGCACCAGUAUCGGAGACAAGUAUUGCUCGUGUCACCCUGCGUCUGUCAGCUCCUCCUCCGCUCUCUGUCUGUGUCUCCCUGUGGGACAGGUUCGCCGAUCGGCAGCAUUGCCCACCCCUAUGAGUGCUGCCACCCAUCCCUCACCCUGCAAGACGCCGCCGUGAGUAAUGCAUGAGACACGCAGCACAGCACACCACAGCACAGCACGACAGAAAUCGCGUUUGUUUAUGUGUGUGUGUGCAGGGCCAGUACACGCUGAGGCUCCGCUCGCCCUGCUUCAUGUGCACGAAGAGGAGCCCAUAUUGCUGCCAAAAGAUCAACUACAGACUGGAAGAUGCCAACACGGGGGACUCUGUGGCACAUCUCGUCCACGGGGGCCAUCGGCCUCUUCGUGUGUGCUGAGGAUCAGGUGUCUGCAGGGCAUGGACAUGGCUGUGGCGUGGCAGUGCUGCCCGAAGCACAUGGGGGGCCGCCGGUGGUGCUGCAGCUCGAGGCCAAGCUGUGAGUGAUGGGUCACUAGCUACUGUGACCAAGGGAGUAGAGAGAUGUGGAAGGCACAGACUCUGAGGCGAUGCGAUGGGGUGUGGGACAUCGCGUACGUCCAUCGGAUC
Molecule: messenger RNA, 1593 nt
Organism: Vitrella brassicaformis
Lineage: Eukaryota; Vitrellaceae
Source: the annotation of a GenBank genome assembly